AUGCGCUUGAAUAAUCUAAACCUACCGUACGCUCUGCCUCGGGUCAUCGGACCUGCCCCGGGCCCUGUGAGUGUGUGGUCCCAGAGACAGGAUGAUCUCGACCGAAUCGCCUUGCUUGAGAACCGAAAAGCAUCUACCGUCAACUUCGCUCCCACCGCUAGCUCCGCUCAACCUACCGCCCCGCGCGUCGAAGGCCAGACUGGUUUAGGAGCCAAGCCCAAGCCCAAGGGUCUCGAGCCAUACAACCCUUCUAGCAAGAGACGCGACCACUGA
This is a messenger RNA of Penicillium maclennaniae, 273 nucleotides long. RefSeq lists its product as uncharacterized. The coding region runs from base 1 to 273 and encodes 90 amino acids. The transcript has a single exon. NCBI's taxonomy places the organism in Eukaryota, Fungi, Ascomycota, Eurotiomycetes, Eurotiales, Aspergillaceae. The record is from RefSeq and is a predicted model, not a curated record.